AUGGAAUAUGUGAUUUUUUUAAUUGAGACGUGUUUAAUUUGUGGUCUUAUCUUUCAGGUAAUUGCCUUUGUCUCCCUGUUUUUCAUCCUGGUGUCCAUCACUAACUUCUGCCUGGAGACCCAUGAGGUCUUCAAUGAACUUCGUAAUGUCACAUCUACAAAUACUGAAAGCAACUCCACCAUGACCUCCGUCAUCUCGAAGAUGGAGAUGGAGCCCAAACCAGUGCUGACGUUGGUGGAGGGAAUCUGCGUGGUGUGGUUUACCUUCGAGUUCCUGGUCCGUAUCAUAUGUUGCCCAAACAAACUUCUCUUCAUCAAGAACCAACUAAACAUCAUUGACUUUGUUGCCAUCCUGCCCUACUAUCUGGAGCUGAGUUUGGCCGGCGUCAAAUCCGAAGCUGCCAAGGACGUCCUUGGCUUUCUGCGAGUGGUCCGUUUUGUGCGCAUCCUACGGAUCUUUAAGCUGACUCGACACUUUGUGGGUCUCAGGGUUCUCGGCCACACCUUGCGGGCGAGUGUGAAUGAGUUCUGUCUGCUCAUCAUCUUUCUGGCGCUCGGGGUGCUCAUCUUCGCCACCAUGAUCUACUACGCCGAACGUAUUAGCGCAGAUCCCCAAGACCCUAGUGGCUGCAACCACACGCAUUUCAAGAGCAUUCCCAUCGGCUUCUGGUGGGCUGUGAUCACAAUGACAACAGUAGGCUAUGGGGAUAUGUACCCUAAGACGUGGCUGGGCAUGAUGGUCGGUGCAUUAUGUGCGUUAGCAGGUGUGCUUACCAUUGCCAUGCCAGUGCCCAUUAUCGUUAACAAUUUUGGGAUGUACUACUCAUUGGCGAUGGCCAAGCAGAAGUUGCCCAAGAAGAAGAAGAAGCACAACCCAAACCCACACAUGGUGAUGAACUCUGCCUCGUUUGGGAAGUCUGAAAGCAACUCACCAAGGAACAGCACACAAAGUGACACUUGCCCCCUUGCCGCGGAGGAGAACCUUGGAAGAAACCGCUCAGAUUCAAAGCAGAAUGGUGAUGCUACCGUAACUCUUUCUGAAGAGGAGAGCUGCAGUCUGACCCAGCCGCUCUCUCCGGGCGAGAGGUGGACGCUUCGAUGCUCACGCAAUAGAGACAAGCCCAUGAAAGAGGCAACUUGUUUCCUGCUAAAUUCUGGAGACUUUUCUUGUGGAGCUGAACCCACCAUCCACACAGAGAGCUGUAAAGAUGCGCUCACAUCCCCAGCAAACUACACUCAAGCAGAAGUCACUACCCUGACCUGAGGGGGGUUUGUCCUGAUGGGACGGGUGGGUCACUCAUUCGGGAUGCUCACCAAUCUCUCGUCUUCUCAUCAGUCAUGCAUCGUAUUUCUCAGUCAAGAAUAUUUCUAGUCAUGUCAUCAUGUAUUUCUGUCCAUUUGAAAUGCUGCCAGGCAUGUUUUUGCAUGAGAGAGCAUAAGUACUUUUGG
This is a messenger RNA of Carassius auratus (goldfish), 1448 nucleotides long. RefSeq names its product potassium voltage-gated channel subfamily C member 4-like. The record is from RefSeq and is a predicted model, not a curated record. The transcript has 3 exons. Bases 1 to 1263 code for a protein of 420 amino acids. Gene Ontology annotation, molecular function: delayed rectifier potassium channel activity. Gene Ontology annotation, biological process: action potential; potassium ion transmembrane transport. Gene Ontology annotation, cellular component: dendrite membrane; voltage-gated potassium channel complex; axon terminus. Lineage: Eukaryota; Metazoa; Chordata; Actinopteri; Cypriniformes; Cyprinidae.